UAAAACUGAGGUCCCGACUCUUUGUGGUCCCAGGGUGUUUCUCGAAAAGAGCAGGGGUACACUAAGUACACCGAAAUUUUAAAUUUAUAACGAAAUCCUAGCCCAUAAAGUUCUGUAAAGUACAUGAAGGCGGAAAUGAACAGAAUGAAGCACAGCGCGGAACUACAAUUUUUCAAUUGUAUUUUCCAUGAGGACAAUUGUAAGCGACGGACUAGUUUUCAUUUAGUAAAAACAUUACAGGGAAGAAGAAAUGAAGAAGCUCAAUUUGUUUUGAUGAUUGUAAAACAUACUCUGAUGAACAAAGAGCACAUUUUCAACUAUGUACGCGUCUGGAACUGAGAGUUUGAUCAAGCAGGCGAGAGAUAUCCGGGAGGAAGAACUGCAGAAAUUCUACUCCCGUAUCUCCAGACUCCUUCAUAACAAAGACUAUGGACUUGAAACCAUUGAUUCUCUGCAGAGACUCUACCUUAUUGUCUCUUCAACAAAAUAUGGCAGGACUCUCCCUCAGGAUGUUCUUGAGAAACUACAGUCACUGCUGUGCUCUCCAAGCACCUCAGAGCAGCUCCAGGCCCUGUCCUCUGCAAUUCUUAGAGAGAGUCUGCCCUUUGAUGUGGAAGGUCUCUCUGUGGACUUUCAAGAUGGAAGGACAGUCAGCUACGUAGCCACAGUGACACUGACACAGGCUAGGAAAAAGGAAGAGGUGUGUACUUUAUUACACCGCCUUCUGAGGUGUCUAGAGCCACGACAGCCUGAAGGUCAGGUUUCACGCCAUCUGCUUCCCAUCCUCUCAAAAGCCAUGAGCCUUUUACCCGAGAUCUUGACAGAAGAUCAUAUCAACCUGGUCAGCAAGAAGCUUGUAGACUGGCUCUGGUAUACCAACAUUCAGCAAGGGGCGUUCUUGUAUUCCGGAGGUUUCUUUACUGGCCCGAGAAACCGACAGCCUGCUCCAGUCACAGAGGUGGAUGGCGAAGUGGCAGCAGACUUCUUUACUGUACUGUGUGUGGGUCAGAACUACACAGAGGACCAAUGGAUGAGCAUGUAUGCCUUCUCUAUGAUUAGGAAGUGGCUACUGUGCUACAACAGUGAUGGGAGUGGAAAUGCAGAUGCAGCACAGCAUAAGAAAGUGUUGUUCUCAGAAUCAGUACAUCACGAUGACCGGUCUGAAGUGGAUGGCUCUGUCGUGUCCAUAAUCUCCACUAGCUCUACUGCCAGCCGCCUGCUUCUUCCUAAAGAAAGACUGAGAGAGAAAGCCUUCGAGUACUGCCACCGACUCAUCGAGCAGAGCGACAGGAAGGCCCUGAAGAAGUCCGAUACAGAGCUGCAAAAAGCUUGCAUGAUCGAAGCAGUGACAGUGAUGGAUAUCAUCUGCAGAGAGGACCCCUCGUUCGUGUACCGGGCCUUUCCUUAUGUCAAAGCUCUCUAUGGCCGGGUUAGAAGAGACCUGGCUUAUUCUCGAGUUCUGCUGCCAAUUGCACAGUUCUAUCUCAACCACAGUGAGACGGCAGCAGUGGACUCUGAGGCUGUAUUCCGGGAGCUCUUCUCCAUUGUCCCCAGUGAGCAGUUCCAGGAGCCCAUGCUGGCUUUUGAAUUCACUCAGUUCUGCAGAGCCAAUGUAACUGUACUCAGCGAGAGUGUGGCCCUGUACAGGCAGAGCUUCCCAAACCUCUUUAAGUUUCUUGCCUGGAACAGCCCUGCUCUCAUCUCAGAAUAUGUUGAGCUGCUUCCUUCCCUGCUUGUUCCUGAGAAUGCCAUUGAGAUUCUCCAUUCUCUGCUGGACCUGCCCUGCCUGACUGCAGCGAUUGAUAUACAGCUCAGGUCACCAUUGUCUCCAAGGUCAGACAAGUUCUUUCUGGAUCAGAGUGUGAAGGUAUCCAGUUCAAUGGAGGCAUUCCGACACCCCAGCUACAGGGGCAUGUUUCUGUACAUCCUGAGGACAGAGGCUGGGACUGGAGAUACCAUUGACAGAUUAAAUGGGCUUCAUGAGAUACUGUCCGAUGUGGCUGACUGCCCACGCGUUGUGCAGUGUGCUCAAACAGUUCCUGUGCUAUUGAACAUCUUCUUCAACAUUGUUGCUCAGUUUGGCAACAAAAAGUUAAUCAACCAACUUGUCCUAGUCUUACUGGAGAGAAGCGGGCUGUUGUUCAACAUAAAAAACUACAAGACUGAAGUACAGAGGGUGUUUAGCUCCCACUUCUUAGUGCUGUGUAAACUGCAACCGUCUCUUAUUGUGGAGUGGUCUAAGGAGCUACUGGACUUCACAGGUACCACAGGGAAUAUAUCCAGCAAGGAAAACCUCUACACCCAUGUGGUCUGGGCCAUUGGUGAGUACCUUUCCGUCUCUUAUGACAAGCGGUGCACUGUGGAGCGGAUAACCCUGUUCUUCGAGACCCUGGAGGCUGUGCUGUUUGAGAUCACACAGGUGCGCCAGUCUGCCAGUCCCCCUAGGUUCUCCCCAAAAGUCAUCACCAUGCUGAUGUCCACCUUGGCCAAGCUGGCAUCACGAAGCCAAGACCUCAUUCCCAGGGUGUCCUUGUUCCUUUCCAAGAUGCGAUCCUUUGCAUGCAGUGCUCCAGUCACCUCCUGCUACAGUGAGGAGGAUAUUGAGGAAAUCCUCACAAGGGCCAAUGAACUGAUCAACCUGCUCAAGCUGCCCAGUGUAGCCCAGUUUGUCCUGGCACCGUCGCAACAGGGGACCAGCCCUCGGUGGCACAGGGACACCAACACUUGCCUGCCCCUUGCCAUGCGAGCCCUGAGUGAGGUGCUGCAGAAGGGCAAUGACCUCCUUCCUGCAUAACAAGACUGCCUCGUCUGACCGCACACACCUCAUUAAGGCUGAAGGAUAUGGUUUGUAACAUUAGUAUCGAGGAUCCCAAGAACCAGAAAUCAUGAGCCAGUAGGAUUUUUACUUCCGAUUGCAGUACAUCAAACAGACAUUAAGUUUUGAAACAGAUCUGUAAGAAGAAAGGUAAUGACAUUGUAGUGAAGUGGAUAUUGUUAAAUAAGCUGGAUGAAGUAUUGUGGAAUUAUUGCUAUAAAGAGAAACUAGAAUAAACAUUUUCUCUUUAAAAUGUGCUCUGUGGUCUUAUUGGUGUAAAACAGGUCCAUAUAAUUUGUUCAUUUCUCUGUUUCUUUCCCAUUGGCUACAGCCAUAAAUGUUUAAUACAUAAAGUUGUCAAAAUGAAUGCUAGACAAAAAAUAUUAUUUUGAAGGAAUUACUUUAUUUUCCUAUACACAUUUACUACCAAGCCAUGAGUUAUUUGUAAAAGUGAUGUCAAUAAAACAAAUUACAUUUCAUCAGGGAUCCACAUGGAGUUGCAUUAAUUCCAUGUGUUUAUUGAUUGUGAAAUACAUAUCCAUCACUAACAGAAAUAGUAAAUAUUUACUAUUUUGAUAACGUUUAUGUUUAUUCUUGCAUUUAUUGUGCCAACAUUUGUGUGUACAGUACAUUGUUUAAGUGUCCUUGAAUGAUAUUGUAUGUUAUAAAAUGUGCUGCUUGCAAAUGAAGUUGCCUGUGCAGAUAUUAAACAGCUCUUCUUGCCACAA
This is a messenger RNA of Lepisosteus oculatus (spotted gar), 3543 nucleotides long. It is a transcript of the gene ap5z1, whose product is annotated as adaptor related protein complex 5 subunit zeta 1. Gene Ontology annotation, cellular component: AP-5 adaptor complex. NCBI's taxonomy places the organism in Eukaryota, Metazoa, Chordata, Actinopteri, Semionotiformes, Lepisosteidae. The record is from RefSeq and is a predicted model, not a curated record.